This is a messenger RNA of Phytophthora sojae, 360 nucleotides long. RefSeq lists its product as hypothetical. The transcript has 3 exons. The annotation marks the transcript as partial. Lineage: Eukaryota; Oomycota; Peronosporomycetes; Peronosporales; Peronosporaceae. The record is from RefSeq and is a predicted model, not a curated record.
ACGAUUACAGACCAGCCCACAUCCGAGGCAUCAGCCAGGAGAAUCAUUUCCGCAUCCGGCUUCGGGAACGUGAGGCUAGCUGACUCAGCUAGAGCUCGCUUCAUCUGGUCGUACGCCUCGCGCUCUGACGAGGUAAGUGCGACUGGGAUGCCCGAAGCUGCACGCUUAUCGUGCAUAGUCAAUGAUACUGUCGCGCAUCCAGUUCCAGCAAUUCUCUCUGGGUCAUGUUUCACUCCUUCCCCAUUGAUUAUCUUACCACACCAUGUUACUUCUUGCUUGUACAGGCAGGACUUGGCGGCACUCAGCUUAAAACCGAACUUUGCCGUGAGCUCAAGCAGCUCCUGCAGUUUGUCCAGGUAG